Molecule: messenger RNA, 1267 nt
Organism: Suncus etruscus (white-toothed pygmy shrew)
Lineage: Eukaryota; Metazoa; Chordata; Mammalia; Eulipotyphla; Soricidae
Gene: SIRT6
Product: sirtuin 6
Exons: 8
Coding region: 249-1253 (334 amino acids)
Molecular function (GO): NAD+ binding
Source: RefSeq, a predicted model, not a curated record
UUCUGCAGGAAAAACGCGCCUCCGGUUUAAGAACUGCCCACGUGGGCAGCGCCUUUGAAAUAGACGAGCCCGGAAGUAGAAACCCGGGCCUUAGCCCCGCCCCUUUGCCAGCAGUUAAGAUGGCGUCCAAGGCAUCCGCGCAUGCGCUCUGAGCGCACGGCGCCACCAGCCCUUCCGUCCUGCCCCUUCUCCGGCGGAAGCGGCCGCAACAAGGGAAACUUUAUUGUUCCUCUCGCGGCGGCCUAAGGAUGUCGGUGAAUUACGCGGCGGGGUUGUCGCCGUACCCGGACAAGGGCAAAUGCGGGCUCCCCGAGAUCUUCGACACUCCAGAGGAACUGGAAAGGAAAGUGUGGGAGCUGGCACAGCUGAUCUGGCAGUCCACCAACGUGGUAUUCCACACAGGCGCGGGCAUCAGCACUGCCUCAGGCAUCCCCGACUUCAGGGGCCCCCGCGGCGUGUGGACAAUGGAGGAGCGGGGCCUGACCCCCACUUUUGACACCACCUUUGAGAGCGCUCGGCCCAGCCUCACCCACAUGGCAUUGGUACAGCUGGAGCGCGUGGGCUUGCUACGCUUCCUGGUCAGCCAAAAUGUCGAUGGGCUACAUGUUCGCUCUGGCUUCCCCAGGGACAAAUUGGCAGAGCUUCACGGAAACAUGUUCAUAGAGGAGUGUGCCAAGUGUAAGACGCAGUAUGUCCGGGACACUGUGGUGGGCAGCAUGGGACUCAAGGCCACAGGUCGGCUCUGCACCAUGGCAAAGGCUCGGGGGCUGCGGGCGUGCAGGGGCGAGCUGAGGGACACCAUCCUAGACUGGGAAGACGCGCUGCCUGACCGGGAUCUCACUCUCGCCGACGAGGCCAGCAGGAACGCGGACCUGUCCAUCACGCUGGGCACGUCCCUGCAAAUCCGGCCCAGCGGGAACCUGCCCUUGGCCACCAAGCGGCGUGGCGGCCGGCUGGUCAUCGUCAACCUGCAGCCCACCAAGCACGACCGCCAGGCCGACCUGCGGAUCCACGGCGACGUCGACCAGGUCAUGGGCCGCCUCCUGAAGCACCUGGGCCUGGAGGUCCCCGCCUGGGAUGGGCCCCAGGUGGUGCCACGCGCGCUGCCCCCCCUGCCGCGCCCACUCGCCCUCAAGGUGGAGGUCAAGGACGAAGCCCCAGAUGCCCCUGCCAGCCCCAAAAGAGAGCGGCCCGACAGCCCCACACCCCCCAGGUCCCCCAAAAAGGUGAAAGUUGAGGCGAUUCCCAGCUGACCAGAGGGUUUGGG